CACUUUAUGCGUUUUAAAAAGCAGGCAUAGUGUUUUUCUCCGUUGCCUCUCGGCGUUUCCCUCAAACUAUUUCUUACUAGGUUAGUCUCCAGACAUGCUUGGACCUCCACGCUAGUAAAGAUGCACGCCACACGAAGCCCCUCCUCCAUCUCGGCCACGCCCCCCGCAGGCGCCUUGGACCUCAGCUUGUCCGGCUCCCGACUCGCCAUCAGCAGAAGACCCGGCAGCGCCUCGCCCGGGAAGUACUUGGCCCGCUCCGUGUCCGUGUCUGUGGCCAGCGAGGGCCGAGGGAAGGCCAACACUCAGAGCGAUGCCUUCGGUAGUUUGCGCUCUGUCAAGAACCUGAGGCGAUCCAACAGCACCACUCUAGUCAACCAGCACACCCAUGCUGCUCUCAGUCCGGACCAGAAUGGCGACUACCUGACCCUGCUGGACUACGGCGCCGACAGCCCAAAGAAGGUGGGCGGCCUCGGCAAGGCGUCGCCAGACAGAACCACAUGGAACAUUCUGGAUGACCAGCCUCGAGCGACACCCCCGCUCUUAGGCGCCCGCGGCAGCGCCGACUCGCCCACCGGCCUGAAGAGAAGAGACGCCUCUGUGGCGGCCACCUUCACCGCCAACAACAGGAGCAACAAGGGCGCUGUGGGGAACUCCGUCACCACCAUCUUGCACAACAACCACGCGGAGAAGCCGCUCACGCCUAAAAGCUCCAACCAGAGGCCGGCCUUCAGCAACAUCCUGAAAGCCACGGCCAACGAUGACGUGUCUCUGGAGAACAGCUCGCUCACCAAAUCCCAGAAGAACUUCUCCGCUUCCUCCAACAACAGAAGUCCGGCCCAGCGAGGCAGUCCUGUCACGCCGCGCCGCAGCGAGGUGACGGAGGAAGAGGCGGAAAGGUUCAUCCAGCAGGUGAACCAGGCCGCCGUCACCAUCCAGCGGUGGUACAGACGUCACACCAGGAGGCGCCUCGCCAACCAGGCGGCGCUCAGACACGUGCUGGACUGCAAGAGGAAGGAGUGGCAGAAGCGAGCGGAGGGUCACCUGGAGCCGCCCAGGGACGACCGGAAACGGAUCCGUGACGAAAAAGCCCGGCAGGCGCGCCUCGCCGCCAUCCAGGAGCUGCAGCUGAAACGAGCCCAGCAGCAGGGCGCACAGUCCGACCUGGAAAAUGGAAGGCAAGGCGCCGUCGCCGGAUGUAAGAAGCCGCCAAAGAUUUACCCCGGCAACCCGAGUCCAAACUCACCUGGCAACUUCGGCCCCAUGUCCCCGACAGACUGCAAAGCCAACAACACAGACUUCCAUCUGAGUGUUGAAGCCGACGUGAGUGAACUCAGCUUCAGAGCAGCGUCUCCGGCUGUGUCCAAUCACAGAGCCUCGCCAUGUUUCCAGGAGCGCGUCACGGAGGACGAUGAGCAACAUCAGGACAGGAAGUUGACGCGUCAGGCGAGAAGUCGCUUGUCUCGCCUCGCCAUCACCAGCACCAGCGCUUGUGAUGAGCUGCAGGAGGCAGAGCUGGAAAAGCGAAGGUCGGCUGGAAGCAAGACCAUGUCACUGAGCAACAGGAGUCCAUCUUCACCCAGAAACAUCAGCCCCACGGACGUCAAAGCCCAGAACACAGAGUCCAAUCUGAACAUUCCCACCGACUUAGGCGAGCUGUCCUGCUUCAGAGCCGUCUCGCCGUCGUCCAAUCGCAGAGGUUCUCAGUGCUCCCAGGAGCCUCCUCGCACCUCCUGGAGUGCGGAGGAGCAGCGGCGAGCCGCCUCAUCCGGCGUGGCGUCCAAGUCUGCUCUCAACGACCUGCUGGACACGCUGAAGCUGCUGGAGCAGGAGCCUGAGCCCAAAUGUUACCGCAAAGAAAAGUACGCUUGGAUGGACUCCCAGGACGGCGACGCCGACUCUCUGACCGCGGACAACCUGGAGCGUCACGGCCAGCUCAGCCUGCCGCCGCCGGACGGUGCGGCGCUGCUGACCGAGGCCAAGCUGCAGAGCAUCAUGAGCUUCUUGGACGAGAUGGAAAAGUCGGAGCAGGAGCGACCACGCUCUGCCACCUCGGGCUCGCAUCGAGAGGCCGUCUUGGUGGAGGAGGAGCUCGCUGUGAUGGACCAGGUGUCUGCCACCGCCGCCGAAGUGUCCGGGUCCAUCAUGAGGAUGAAGAUGGAGCUGGAGGAGAAGAAGCGUGUGGUUCUGAUGCUGCAAAACGCUCUGGCCCAGCAGAGGGAGCUGACGGUCCAACACGUGAAGGAGACGGAGAAGGAGCUCAGCCGCAACCUGCAGCUGCAGAAGGACCAGUACGAGGCCACGGUCCAGAGACACCUGGCCUUCAUCGACCAGCUCAUCAGUGACAAAAAGGCGCUGAGCGAGCGAUGUGAGGGUGUGCUGGCCGAGCUGAAGCAGGUGGACCACAAGUACACCAAGAAGAUCUCCCAGAUGGAGGCGCAGCAUGAAAUGGUGUGGCACAUUCUGGGUCCGCUGUGUGAGGAGAUCAAGAAGCUGAAGGAGCUGAUGAGCGUGACGGAGAAGAUCCGGCGAGAGAAGUGGAUCGAUGAGAAGACCAAGAAGAUCAAGGAGAUUACAGUUAAAGGUUUGGAGCCGGAGAUCCAGAAGCUGAUCUGCAAGCACAAGCAGGAGCUGAAGAAGCUGCGCUCGCUGCACCAGGCGGAGCUGCUGCAGGCGGAGCAGCAGGGCAUGCAGACCUGCGCUCGCCAGUGUGAGGAGCUGCGCCAGCAGCUGGAGAAGGAGAAGGAGGAGCAGUGCCAGAAGGAGCGAGAGCUGGCCAGACAGAGCGUGGAGAAGCAGCUUCACGAGGAGGAGGUGUCCCUGCAGCAGCACAGGAGGCGUCUCCACAAGGAGGUGGCCGAGGAGAAGGAGCGGCUGGCGCAGCUGGCGGACAGGCAGCGCUGGGAGAUGGACGAGCUGAGGCGACAGAUGGAGGAGAAUGCCAGCGCCGCUGGGCGCCUCCUCAAAGAGGAGCUGGACAAGACCAGAGAGGAGCAGGCCCGCAGACACCAGGCGGAUAUGGCGGCGCUGCGGGAACACUUUGACCAGGACAAGAUGAACUGGGAGGAGGAGUUCAGGCAGAAGCAGGAGGCGGGGCUUCUAAAACGCCAGCACGAGCUCCGAGAGGAACUGCGUCGCGAACGCGACAAAGAGAUCGAGCUCGCCAUUUGGACGUUGGAGGAGGAGACCAACAAAGACAAGGAGGAGAGCGAGAGGGCGGCCGAAAACAGGGUGAAGCGUGUGAGGGAGACGUACGAGGCGGAGCUGCAGGAGUUGGAGCGCUCUCUGAGGGCGGCGGUGGCCAAGCAGCAGGAGAUGAGGAAACAACAUGCGGAGUCAGAAGAAAGUCUGGUCCAAGUGCAGGAGCUGCUGGCCCAGAAGGAACAGGAAGUGGAACAAGUCACACAGGUCCGUGACCGGCUGCUGGGGGAGCGCCACGGCCUGCACCAGACCAUCCGACAGGACUUUGCUGAGCGUCUGAGGGUGUCGGAGGAGGACAGGCGCAGGAUGAAGGUGGAGGUGUCAGAGGCCCACGCCACAUUGCAGCUGGAGCUGGAAAGGGUGACCAAGGAGAAGGAGGCGGAGCUUGAUGAAGUCCACCAACGAGUGAAGUCAGCCAUCUUGAAAAAAGAAGACACAAUCAACGCUCUGCGAAGGCAGAACGAGGUUGCUGUGAAGAGGGCGGAGCACCUGGAGGCGCUGUGGGAGGAGCAAAGGAGGCAGCUGUUGGAGAAAUGACAGGCCCCGCCCACCCCGUAAAGUAGUUUAUGGCGUCGUCACCCCCCCCCCCCCCGCACCUACGCCUACAUUCACGCUCCAUGUCCAAGAACAUCUGCAGACGUUCCAACCAGCACAGGCAAGUCUGCUGGUGGGCGGGGCCAUCGUGAGUCAUGUGUCCCGGGGGCAGGGGGGCGGGGCUUGUUUGGAGAAUGUCGUCAGAGGGGAGGAGAGUCGAGUAGCGGAUGUGUUGGCGAUGGCGUGGAAGCAGGAAGUAGAUGGAAAAUGUUUGUAGGG
This is a messenger RNA of Nerophis lumbriciformis (worm pipefish), 4011 nucleotides long. It is a transcript of the gene cep131, whose product is annotated as centrosomal protein 131. Lineage: Eukaryota; Metazoa; Chordata; Actinopteri; Syngnathiformes; Syngnathidae. Gene Ontology annotation, biological process: cilium assembly; regulation of centrosome duplication; intraciliary transport involved in cilium assembly. The record is from RefSeq and is a predicted model, not a curated record. Gene Ontology annotation, cellular component: centriolar satellite.